This is a messenger RNA of Patella vulgata (common limpet), 1893 nucleotides long. RefSeq names its product glutamate receptor. Gene Ontology annotation, cellular component: membrane. Lineage: Eukaryota; Metazoa; Mollusca; Gastropoda; Patellidae. Bases 343 to 1893 code for a protein of 516 amino acids. The record is from RefSeq and is a predicted model, not a curated record. Gene Ontology annotation, molecular function: glutamate-gated receptor activity. The transcript has 11 exons.
UUUACUUAUAGCAAAACACGUGCUGGUGGAAUAACAAACGCAAGUUGUCAUAUUUUUGGUAAAUUUUAUAAUUGUUCUGAAGACAAAACUAAGGAAUGUCUUAUGGAUAAAUAAACACAUUGUCUCAGGUAGCGUGACUUGUGUUUCAGAAUUGAAUAGUUUGUGUGAAAGUCGGGUAUAAUGGCUUUUAAAGCUUUUGUACGUUCAUGUGAGCAAGAAAGUGACAUGUGAUCAGAAAUAUGUGUGUCUUGUGUUGAAUUAAAUGUGAUGUAAUAUGGAUAUUGUUCUCAGAAAGGGUGUGUAGUGGAACUUUAUAUUUAAAAAUAAGAACACGGAGACACCAUGGGAAUGGCAUUGUUAUUAAGGGUUUUGAUUAUGUCGUGUUAUUUUCUGGAUUAUGUGGAAACAUAUCGAGGCAUUAUACCUAUAGGAGGUAUAUUUGCCAGAGAUGAUGUUGUGUCGCAAAAAGCUUUUGAGUAUGCCAUCAAACAACAUAAACGUCGUUUUAAAGAGCCAUUCUUUGAAUUCAAUGUAACUGUUGAUAAAAUCAAUAUCAACGAUAAUUUUCAACUCGCAUCAGCAAUAUGUCGUCAAAUGUCUGAAGGCGUGUUUGCUAUAAUCGGACAGAAGACCACGCAAUCAUCUGAUAUCGUACAGGCCUUUACCAGCACGUUCCAUAUGCCAUAUCUUACACCAAGUUUAUCACGUGAUACAUCACGAAAGCACUCCAUGUUUGAAAUUCAUUUGAAACCUGAUUUCACAGAGGCCUUAAUAGAGUUGAUAAGAUUUCUCCAAUGGGACCAUGUACACUUCCUCUAUGAUUCUGACGAAGGUCUAAUACGACUUCAAAGAAUAUUUCGGUCCAUGCGUAAUGCUAGUGUGGAUUGGUUCUCCGUGAAGCGGUUUAACGAUAUUAACCAUGUCCAUGAUGAUUUAAGACAAAUUGAUCGAGGCGAUAUCAAUGCAACUAAAUCAUUUGUACUCGAUUUGUCCAGUGAAGAAGCUUAUAAAACAGUUUUAAAACAGAUACCAGAAGUCGGUAUGAACAAAUAUGGAUAUAAUUAUCUAUUGGGAACGUUAGAUUUUAAAAGUUUAAAUCUAUCACGGUAUCGCCAUGGUGGAGUAAAUAUAACUGGAUUUCAACUAAUAGAUGAAGAGACAACUGAUAAUAGAGAUUUUAUAAAAGAAAUGAAGAAACUACAUGUUACAGUAUCUAGUUUCGAUGGUACAAAUGUUGUACCAUCUAGUGCUGCUCUAACUGUUGAUGCUGUAACUUCACUAGAAGAUACUAUCGCCGCCAUGUUGGGUAAUAACUCUGAUGCCUUCCGGUAUACCUUUAGACGGAAGCAUGUAUAUAAUUAUAACAGAACCCGUGGUGUACCUUGUACUACUGACCCACCAACUCCAUGGAUGCAUGGAGACGCAAUAUAUGCUCUUCUUAAAUCACGUAAUCCACCAGGAAUAUCAGGAAGGCUACACUUUGACGAGAAAGGUUUCAGACAAGAUUACAAGCUCGGGGUGUAUACCGUCAAUUUAGAAUCGGGACCAAAUAAGCUAGGUACGUGGUCUUCUGGUAUAGGUUUUAGAAGUAUGCAUGCCCCUAGAGGCAAAUACAACUACAGACCACCCGGAACAGGAAAUACAACGAAAAUAGUUACAUCUAUAAUUUCAAAGCCAUUUUUAAUGAAGAAGCCUGUUGAAAAUGGUGUACCUCCAGUAGGCAAUGAUAGAUAUGAAGGAUAUGCUGUUGAUCUUAGUAGACACAUUGCUCGUUUGCUGGGGUUUGAUUAUAUUAUUAAAUUAGUGGAAGACGGGGCAUAUGGUACUAAAAUAGCACCUAACAAAUGGAAUGGUAUGAUAGGAGAGUUAAUGAUAGAAUGUUGUCUCAGUUGA